AUGACAAUUGCUGACGGUUUAGGUGCUAUGGUCCUUGCCCAUUCCCUCCGCGACAAUGGCACAAAAGCAAAGCUGGUGGCCCUGUUCACACCCGACAGACUACAAUCAGCCACAAUUGAUGAAUUGAGGACGGUCUAUGAUGAGCUCAUUCCAGUGAGCUCCAUGGUGAACGACACGCCGGCCAAUCUCUGGCUGAUGGACCGCCCGGACCUGAUUGCCACAUUCACCAAAAUUGAACUUUGGCGUCUGACACAAUACCAGCGGGUGGUGUACAUUGAUUGCGACGUGGUAGCUCUGCGAGCCCCCGACGAGUUGUUAUCGUUGGAGGCGGACUUUGCUGCCGCGCCCGACGUGGGCUGGCCGGAUUGCUUUAAUAGUGGACUGAUGGUCCUCCGACCUAACCUGCAGGACUAUUAUGCGCUCCGGGCUCUCGCUCAGCGAGGCAUUAGCUUUGAUGGCGCCGACCAGGGAUUGCUGAACAUGCAUUUCCAGGACUGGCAUAGGCUAAGCUUCACGUAUAAUUGCACCCCAAGUGCCAAUUACCAGUACAUCCCUGCGUACAAACACUUUCAGAGUACCAUCAGUCUGAUCCAUUUCAUUGGCUCACAGAAGCCAUGGAAUAUGCCAAGGCAGAUUGUACCGCUGGAGUCCCCGUACAACCAGCUGCUUGGUCGGUGGUGGGCCAUAUAUGACCAGCAUUAUCGUUUGCCCUUCGUAUCGCCGAGCGAGCCACAAGGAUCUCAUGACGUCGCAGCAUUCCACGAAGGCCACUACGAACAACCGGCGACAUCUGAGACAUGGCCACAGCCGUAUCACGUUGUUCCACAAGAGGAUGAAGGGCUUGGAAGCUCUUAUCAUGAGGAUUUGCAUCAGGUUGCGCCUUCAUUCGAGCCCAUCCAUGAAGAAUCACCGCACCAGCACCACGUUGAGCCGUCCCACCACACCCCCAUCACGCACCAUAACCCGGCCCCGGCUCCUACUCUCAGUAUGGUCCCGCAGUAUGUUCGUGGAGAGGAACAUGUGUCGACGUUUGUUCCGCCGUUGCCUCGCACAGCGCCAAUCACCUUUGCGCCCCCACUGAGCCACGAAACAUACCAGACCUCGCAUGCGCACCAUGAGCCGCCCAAUGAGGGCGGCCAUGAACAAGAGCAUCAUCAACAGUCCGAAUGUGGUCACAUUCACCAGCCACAGCCAGUGGCACCGAUUGCCUCGGUUGUCGAGUCCUUCCAACCACCUCGCUCCCCAUCACCCGAGAUAUUCGAAGCACCUCAAUCCGAAUGGAACCCUGCAAGGGAGCCACCACCAGCCAACACAAAACCUGAAGGACUCAGUCUUCAAGAAAAGACCUACUUCAUGUCCGAAGACACCCAACUAUUCCAGCCUCCAUCGUCCUAUCCAGAGGCACCGAAAAACAUGUACUACCAAGUUCCCACCACAAAACCAGAGCCUCAAACGCAUACUACUGUUUUCCCCUGGGAGCAUCAUGCCCCCAAACCAACCCGUGUCUUCGCCGAACAAUCUAUCUGUAACAAGCCCUUCCAGCCACCCGCCCACGAGGAGCACGAAGAGAACCAUAAUCAUCAGGAGCACCAGCAGCAUCAGGAACACCAGAAACACCAGGAAUACCAGGAACAUUUCCACGACCCUCCUUCUGAGCCCGUGAGAGAGCUCUCCUCCGAGCCCCAGAGACUCUUCCGCAACGAUGCACCCACCCCAGGACCCUUGUACACUCGUGUCCCCUACGAACCCAGCGCAACAUACAACACCUACGAUCGCUCAAACGCAUGGGACGAAGAUCCCGAGAUCCAGCGCUUCAUCGAGCGACAACAAGCGCGCCGCAAGCCCGCACCCCCAUCCAGCUCCUCGCAUUCCAGCCCUGGCAAAUCGCCGUCGAAAGUAACAGACUUCCCGACUGAGAUCGAGCGCCCCAGUCUACCUGUUACGCCGGCGCCAAUUCACCGCACCCUGGGUGAAGAUAGUACCUCUCUGCCUUCUGCAGAGGGGGUCCCUGACCAGGAAGACUGGGUGGGUGUCACGGUUGAUGCGUUUUCUUCCCUGCUUAGCGCAACGUACUUAUUGUGGCGGUCUACAGAAUCCGGUGACCAGGCUCGAGGAGCUGAGGCGGUUGCAGGCAGAGGUCUUCCGGGAUCCGGAACUGCUGUUUAA
Molecule: messenger RNA, 2166 nt
Organism: Penicillium olsonii
Lineage: Eukaryota; Fungi; Ascomycota; Eurotiomycetes; Eurotiales; Aspergillaceae
Source: the annotation of a GenBank genome assembly